AUGUCCGAGAAGAAAGUUGUUGAGCAAUCGUCAGCUCCGCCCGCAGAGCCAGAGAGCAAAAGCGAGGCUAGUGACACUAUCAACUUGGAGACAACAGACGAGGAAAUUGAACAGACCAAGAACCGCAUCUUGCGUGAGCAAGCCGAGCUUCGUCAGCAAGAUGCCCCCAUCAUCCCGAUUUUGUCAUUCUUCAAGAAAAAGAGUGGCUACGAUCCUAGUGUCAUAGCCACACAGCCAUCUGUCUACGACCAUCCAUCGACCUCGAAAUUCUUCCAGCCGCAUCCAAAGUAUGAAAACCUCCACCGGUUUGACCCAAGCUUCCGAUGGAGCUGGGGCGAGGAGCUGCCACUGAUCACGAAGAUGGAUUGGCGUGUGACAAUUUGGGCCUGUCUUGCAUUCUUUGCCCUCGACCUACCUCGAGGCAACCUGAGUCAAGCCAAUUCGGCCUCCUUUCUUGAGAACCUUGGCAUGAAUACAAAUGACUACAACCUCGGCAACACAGUCUUCCAGAUAUCUUUCCUCUGCGCAGAGUUGCCGUCGCAGAUGGUCAGCAAGAAGCUUGGCCCAGACCGCUGGAUCCCUUUCAUCAUGUGUUCCUGGAGUCUGGUGUCGGGUUGUCAGUUCUGGCUCAGCGGUCGAACUUCCUUCCUCGUCUGUCGUGCACUAUUGGGUGUUCUUCAGGGAGGUUUCAUCCCAGACGUAGUGUUGUACCUCACAUACUUCUUCAAGUCCACUGAACUACCCUUUCGGCUUGCCAUGUUCUGGACAGUUCGUCGAAUCACGGACAUCGUAGCACCCUUGUUGGCGCUUGGUGUUCUUCGCAUGGACGGCAUCAACGGUUACGAGGGCUGGAGAUGGCUUUUCCUGAUCGAAGGAAUUAUUACGCUGUCAAUCAGUAUCUGGUCAUGGUUCGCAAUGGCUGCUUCACCAACGCAGACGAAGGCUUGGUGGCGGCCCAAGGGCUGGUUUAACGAGCAGGAAGAAAAGAUCCUGGUCAAUCGAAUCCUUCGCGACGACCCUUCCAAAUGCGAUAUGCAUAACCGUCAAGCAAUUACUCCCAAGCUGCUUCUCAAAUCUCUGGCUGACUGGGAGCUUUGGCCCAUCUACGUCUUUGGUCUCCUCUGGGAAAUUCCUGCUGGCCCCCCUGACCAAUACCUCACGCUCACUCUUCGCAACCUCGGAUUCAACACGAACGAUACAAACUUGUUGAGCAUUCCGCCCCAAUUCCUGGGAGCCAUAUUCAUGUUGAUCAUGACAUACCUAUCCGAGAUAUGGGACACAAGAGCAAUUUUCGGUGCGUUUACGCAGUUGUGGUACCUCCCGAACCUUAUUGCCAUGGCCGUUCUGCCAGCAGAUGCUAGUCCCUGGGCCCAGUACGCUGUUGUCACCGUUCUUUUGUCCUACCCAUCCCCACACGCCAUGCACGUUUCCUGGGCGUCUCGGAACUCUCAUUCUCUUGCCCGCGUCAUCUACUCCAACAUUUACCGGGAGGACGAUCGUCCUGAAUAUCGGCGUGGUAAUCGAGUUCUUAUUGGCAUCUGCUGCAUGAAUAUCUGCGUCUACCUCAUUGCUAAAGUAUUCUACAUAUGGUGCAACAAGAAGAGAGAAAAAGAAUGGGGUGCAAUGACAGAAGAAGUAAAAUCUCUGUCCAAACCUCUCAACUACAAGACUAAAACUGUGUUCCAGGAAAAAAUCCACUACCUCGAGACAACAAAGGACCAGGGUAGUAACCGCAAGGAUAUCCGAUUUAAACACUAG
Molecule: messenger RNA, 1758 nt
Organism: Colletotrichum orchidophilum
Lineage: Eukaryota; Fungi; Ascomycota; Sordariomycetes; Glomerellales; Glomerellaceae
Product: major facilitator superfamily transporter
Exons: 5
Coding region: 1-1758 (585 amino acids)
Biological process (GO): transmembrane transport
Cellular component (GO): membrane
Molecular function (GO): transmembrane transporter activity
Source: RefSeq, a predicted model, not a curated record